Schistosoma curassoni is the source of this 1961-nucleotide messenger RNA. NCBI's taxonomy places the organism in Eukaryota, Metazoa, Platyhelminthes, Trematoda, Strigeidida, Schistosomatidae. The record is from the annotation of a GenBank genome assembly.
ACCCUUUUAUAUUUAUCACUGUUUUAAUCUAUUUUCAGUUUUAAUAUUCGUCUCUCUCGAUACAUAUAAAUUUCUUAUAGUAAUUAUCAUGACGGCACUUGCAUUAUUACAUAUUAUAUUCUCUCGUUUCUAUUGUCAUUAUCUGGACUAACUUUACAGAACAUUCUUCCUAUUAUCCACUUUAUUCGCGGGAUUUGUUUUAUUACACUGACUGGAACUGUACACCUUAUAACAAAUUUUCCUAUAUGGUUCUUCAGUAACCUUUAGAAUUUACAAAAUACAACUGUGAACGUAUUUUACCCGUAAAAUCUACAAAAGUCCACCAUUUUAACAUAUCACAUUGUUUAAUAUACUUACUUAUGUAUCCCACUGUAAUAAAAUAAUUAUGGAUUUAUAACUUAAGAUUCUGAUGAUGAGGCGAUUAGAAACAAUGGUUCACCCAAAUAUUCCUUAUUUUUGAAUAUUUUAUAGAGAUCGUCAAACCGUUAAAAAACUCUUGUAACAUAUAAUCAAUUUAUAUUUGCAUGGUUCAUCAAUCCAGAGAUUUGUGUGGACCAAUGUUAGACCACCAUUGAAAACCUGGAAACACCAGAUGACCGUUUCGUUCUAGUAUGCGACGCCUCAGCAACGCACAUCCACAAUCCUGCACGUGGGGCUCGAACCCAUGACCCUUGGUUUCGUGUGCGAAUGCUUAACCUGUAGAACAUGUUGUAACUUUAAGCCCGGUUAAUUAUCAGGCGAUUUAUUUGCCAAUCGUAACGCGGCUUAUGCAAUCAUACUACUGAGCCAAACUAAUGACGUUCGACCAGUAUGAGCAGCCUAGCGUCCUUACACAUAAUAUUCGUUCAUUAAUAGUUCACAGAAGUUACCAGCAAUUUAAUAUUCACUAGGUUAUAGCAUAACAGUGAUACGGCAUCCAACGGUGUUAAUGUCUAAUUCCAACCAAUCCAGGAUACUGAGCGAUUGGUCAUCAUUGUCUUUAGUGUGUAACUCAAUUCAUUAAUUCGAUUCAUCUUUAUCAAGUAACAGUAAAUAGGAAUUGAGAUGUUAAACUGAAAUUACAUAUAUUCAACGUGUGAUAUUUUAUAUAAGCCGGUUAAAUCAAAUAAAUUCUUAAAGCAUCAUUAACAUUAUUUUACGGAUGUUUUAUAAACUUGUGUUUAUAUGCAUUACAUUUUGUCUAUUAGAAGUAAGAAACCUCAAAUGUUGAUAAAGGGUACUUAUGAUCUUGAUCAAUUAUAGACAUGCUAUGAAAGGUUAGACUCAUAGAAUGUAUAUUUUAUAAUGUUUUUAUUCUAUCGACUAAAAAUCUUUCGUUAUGCUUAACCAUUUUUGUGUUCGUCCAAGUUUUUCGAUUAUUAACAUUUUACAUUUCUUUUAUACACUAACAGAUGCCUGGAAUUGUAAUGGACAGAAAUACUGGAUCUACCAUUGGUACCACACCACAUGGCCGAUGGAUUGAUCAACAGCAAUAUCUUGUUGAAACAUAUCGUCAGAUUCGUACAAAUUUAGGUCAGUUAGAAGCUGAAAUAGAAGCUGCACGAUUAAGAGUCACUGAUUGGACACGAUUAAGACGACAUCCUAGUCGUAGUCGUAGUUUGAGUCAUGCUAGUGUUUCAACUACUGCAAGUAGUUUAUUAAGUUGUAGUACAUUUGAAAGUGGUGCAACCGAUGCUUCAUUUUUAAAUGUUACAACAGAUGGUACUACUGGUUCAUCAUGUCAUUCAUCAUGUUCAUCAACAUGUGGUAUUCAACUACCUUCAGAAAUGGCAGCUAAAUUAAGUGCAGCAACAUUAAUUUCAGCAUUUUUAGCUGCAAGUCAUGAUUUCACUCAAGAUAAAACUCAAGAUUCAACUAUUUCAGAUGAUUUAGAACAACCUAUUAGAGCUCGUACACCAGAUCAAUGUUCAUCGUCUAAUAGAUCACGUUCCAACAGAUCAAUCUCACCUUCAUCACGAUGA